Messenger RNA from Suillus fuscotomentosus, 572 nucleotides. RefSeq lists its product as uncharacterized. The record is from RefSeq and is a predicted model, not a curated record. The annotation marks the transcript as partial. The transcript has 3 exons. NCBI's taxonomy places the organism in Eukaryota, Fungi, Basidiomycota, Agaricomycetes, Boletales, Suillaceae.
AUCCGAACACCUCAACCAUGCCACCUCAAACAAACAAUGCGCUUCUUUUUCCUCACCUUUAUUGUUGGGUUGAUAGCGCCUAUAUUGUCUGUCACAGCAAGGCAACCAAGAUGUAGCCCACCUGGAAAUAUUUGCGUAAAGGAUAGUGACUAUUGCGAGAGCACUGAUACUAGCGAGUGUUCCCGCAUUCAUGUUGGCACUGUUGUUGAUCGAGCAAUAUGUAGAACGCUGCUGAUUGAGAAAGGAAUAGAGGUGAUACUGGGUGAAAGGAGUACAUGUAUGAGGUAUCCGCGCACUGUUUGGUCUUGGUGUAAAUAUAACACCACGAGUCAGACUGGCCAGCAAUAAAUCAAAUGCGUGUUAGCUAAAAGAUGCGCAGUUUGAUUGAGUCAAAAGUUCAUUUUUUUCACCGCUUUUAUUCAUCCACUCGACAAGAUUGAAGACAUGCAGUUGCUCAUACUUUUUUCUGUGCGAGUCUCGUUUAACCAUCUAGUUGGAGCUCACAAGACAGUCAAGACCUGUGAUAUGAAUAAUCAACUUAUCCGGCUUCGAGCCGAUUUAGCCUGACUUUC